Molecule: messenger RNA, 1208 nt
Organism: Populus euphratica (Euphrates poplar)
Lineage: Eukaryota; Viridiplantae; Streptophyta; Magnoliopsida; Malpighiales; Salicaceae
Gene: DGAT2
Product: diacylglycerol acyltransferase family
Exons: 9
Coding region: 150-1130 (326 amino acids)
Biological process (GO): triglyceride biosynthetic process
Cellular component (GO): endoplasmic reticulum membrane
Molecular function (GO): diacylglycerol O-acyltransferase activity
Source: RefSeq, a predicted model, not a curated record
UUCACCUGUUCACCAAAAACAAUUUUUUUUUUUAAAAAAAUGGAAAAUGAUUUAAAGCCAGGUAGAGAGCUGGUGGAGAAAUCAAGCAUCGAAAUAUCGAGAAGCAGAAGGCACCCGCCCCGCAUUAAGCCAUCAUCACCAGUAAAACCAUGGAGAAUCAUAAACAAGAACAAGAGCAGGGAGAGCUAACAAUAUUCAAAGCAAGAGAAUUAUUUUCAUCAAACAUAAUUCUCAGCUUGAUAGCAGUAGCAAUAUGGCUUGGUUCAAUCCAUUUUGUUGUUCUUUUAGUUAUUUUUUCUCUCCUUUUUCUCUCUUUCUCCAAGUGUCUCCUUGUUUUCGGAUUGCUUUUGUUGCUCGUUUUCGUUCCAAUUGAUGAUGAUAACAAGUUGGGCCGUCGUCUUUGUUGGUAUAUAUGUAGGCAUGCUUGCUGCUAUUUUCCAGUGACUUUACAUGUUGAGGAUAUAAAUGCCUUCCAUCCUGAUCGUGCUUAUGUCUUUGGUUAUGAGCCACAUUCAGUUUGGCCCAUUGGGGUCGUUGCAUUAGCAGAUCAUACAGGUUUCAUGCCUCUUCGAAAAGUAAAGGUCCUUGCUAGUAGCGCUGUUUUCCUUGUGCCAUUUUUGAGACAUAUAUGGACAUGGUGUGGUCUUACAUCUGCGACAAAGAAAAAUUUUACUUCCCUUCUGUCAGCUGGUUAUACAUGCAUUGUAAAUCCGGGUGGAGUACAAGAGACAUUUUACAUGGAGCAUGAUAAUGAGAUUGCUUUCCUCAAGUCAAGAAGAGGAUUUAUCAAGAUAGCCAUGGAGAACGGUGCACCCUUGGUUCCAGUUUUCUGCUUUGGUCAAUCAAAAGUGUAUAAAUGGUGGAAACCCAGCGGAAAGUUAUUCUUGAAAAUUUCUAGAGCAAUUAAAUUCACUCCAGUUGUCUUCGGGGGGAUUUUUGGGACUCCCUUGCCCUUCCAACGCCCGAUGCAUAUCGUGGUUGGUAGACCUAUUGAGCUUAAGCAAAAUCUUCAGCCCACUGUGGAAGAGCUCGCUGAAGUGCACGGUCAGUUUGUCGCCGCACUGGAAGAUCUUUUUAAAAGGCACAGAGCACGGGUUGGGUUUGCUGAUCUUGAAUUGAAAAUUCUAUAAUUUGACUGCACAACUUAGACUUGUUUCUGAAUGUUUCUUUUUUACAUUUAUUAAUCUUUUUCUAUGUUUUCUUGGUUA